Messenger RNA from Ramularia collo-cygni, 1074 nucleotides. RefSeq lists its product as uncharacterized. The record is from RefSeq and is a predicted model, not a curated record. The transcript has a single exon. NCBI's taxonomy places the organism in Eukaryota, Fungi, Ascomycota, Dothideomycetes, Mycosphaerellales, Mycosphaerellaceae. The coding region runs from base 1 to 1074 and encodes 357 amino acids.
AUGGCGGCUCACACUCCAGACAGCGAACGCCGAACAAGCAGUGAAUACUCGGGCGUCCCUUCGACCCCACGCCGGAAUCUCAAUGGCAAUGGCAUUGGAAACCCCUUUGCGUCCUCCAACGGACACUCGCGGCCUAGCAGCAACACGCCUUACGUUCCCUCGUACAUGUCGCACAUACCUUCGCGCUCGCAAGCCUCCAAUUUGUCCAUCAACGUGCCCAAGAGUCCCGCAUCUUCCCAGCAAUCGGCAGUCGAGCUCCCAGCGAACGAGGUGAGCAUUGGAGCGCCUCGGGGACAGCUGCUUCUCCUGGCUGCGGGCACUCUCCACCAAUCUCUGCUCUCCUACAUCGAACUGCUGGUCACUCGCCAGCCCUUUUCAGGCAUCAUUCUCGUUGGAAGCCACGAUGAGGAGGCCGCGUUGAAGGCGCUGAAGAUGAACUGCUUUGCGUUGAUUGGCAGGCUGAGCAAAGAGAUGAGCGUGAGUGUGUACUUUCAAGAUCAGUGGACUCUUGGGGAUAUGGAGGCCACCUUACAACAAAUCACAAAGACGGGAGAAGGUAUACAAGGCGUGAUAUGCUGUCCGGACACCCUGCCAGAAGAGACGGAUAGUCGAGGAGUCCUCGCCAUGUCUGGAGGUCUGCUUCAACAAGCCAUUACAAGACGCGUCACUUUUGUGGAAAGUGCUAUCCAGGUUCACAAAAAUCAUCUGAUGGACAGGCCUAAAGCCAACAGCGGCAACUCGUCUCGUGCUCCUCGAGGACCGUUCUUCCUGGUUGCUGGUCCUCCAGCACUUUCUGCAGCUUCACAAAUUGCAAAAGCUGCCUCCGACCACCUACUGGCCAUGUUCAACGCAGCACUCCAGGCCUUUGGCGUGACCGUCGCUUAUGCUGAAGACAUCCUCAUCCCAGAUUCUGUAAAGGUCGGGGAGGCAUCAGACGCCACGAGUGGGCCAAUCCUACAACCGGCAGAAGUGGAUGCCACCGGCCAAGAUCAGCCCCAAGACACCGACUACAUGGUCCCAGAGUCUCCGACCAAACUGUGGGCGUUGUGGAGUGGCGCUGGGAACAUCGAGUGA